Messenger RNA from Hippocampus comes (tiger tail seahorse), 4219 nucleotides. Its product is annotated as serum deprivation-response protein-like. Bases 154 to 1557 code for a protein of 467 amino acids. NCBI's taxonomy places the organism in Eukaryota, Metazoa, Chordata, Actinopteri, Syngnathiformes, Syngnathidae. Gene Ontology annotation, cellular component: caveola; cytoplasm. Gene Ontology annotation, molecular function: protein kinase C binding. The record is from RefSeq and is a predicted model, not a curated record. The transcript has 2 exons.
AGAGAGAGAGGGAGGGAGGGAGGGAGGGAGAGGCCGAGACCGAGACCGAGACCGAGUGGGGCGUGGGUGCUGAGCUAAGUCACUGGCAAAGUUGACUCCCCUCCCGACAGGAGCUCGUCGCGUCGCUCCACCGACCACACCACCUGCGCAACCAUGGAAGAAGAGCCCCCCCGCGCCGAGGCGUCCCACCCCGAGACCAGCAGCGUGACGGGCAGCACCCACACCGUGCCGGAGCCCGAACCCGGGCCCCCCGAGAAUGCCGAGCUGCUCAUCCCGAGCGUCGGCGCGUCGUCCGCCCGGUCCUCCCCCACCCAGACGGGCACCCUGGCCCGGCUGGGUUUGAAGGUUCCCGCCAGCCCCUCCUCGGCCGCCGCCCCGGGCAGCCCGGUGGACCGCGGCCAGGUGAGCGCCAUCACCGUGGUGGCCCUGCUGGACAAGCUGGUCAACAUGAUGGAGGCGGUGCAGGACAACCAGCGGCGCAUGGAGCAGAAGCAGGCCGACCUGGAGGGCGCCGUGCGGCUGGUGCAGGGCGACGUCAGCCGCCUGUCCAAGACGCACGUGGGCACCUCCAACAGUGUGUGCAAGCUGCUGGAGCGCUCGCGCAAAGUCAGCGGCCACCUGAAGGAGGUGCGCGAGCGCUUGGACAAGCAGGCGGGGCAGGUCAAGAAGCUGGAGGCCAACCACAGCCACCUGCUCAAGAGGAACCACUUCAAAGUCCUCAUCUUCCAGGAAGACAAUGAGAUACCUUCCAGUGUGUUGGUCAAAGAUUCCAUCAAGACUCCACAACCAAGCCAGUAUGACGCAGAGUCCACUCAGCCCGACAUGUCCGUUGCCAGCUCCGUCGACGGUCUCCAGACCAUCAGCCUUUCCUCAGAUGAGGAUGUCUCCGUCGACAGAGCGGAAGGAGAAGAGCUGGAGUGCGGGGCCGCAGGGGGGAGCUCCUAUAUGUUUGAGCGAAGGUCUGACAAGUUCAAGCGCUCCAGUCUGAAGAAGGUCGACAGCAUCAAGAAGGCCUUCUCGCGCCAGAGCAUCGAGAAGAAGAUGGCACAGAUCACCACCAAGAUUGUGCCGCCGGAAAAGCGCGAAAAGAUCAUCAGGACCCUCAGUCCGACCCACCCCAAGAGCCCUUCCGCUAAAAGCUCCACAUUCAAGGUGUCGCCCAUGACUUUCAACGUCAAGAAAAUGAGAGAUGGCGAGGCUCCUUCGCAAGACCUGACCUCCGGGGAAGAGGCCCACGCGGAGAUGGCGCCACUGGAAUGCUUCGCCGGAGAUACGGCAUCGGACGAGAACGCCGCACGGAAGAGUCAACCGAUGGCGAGCCGGUCCGCCGCGGGAAGCGUGAAGGCGGAGCUGACGAUCAACGGAGACCCGCCGAGCAUCCAGUGUGAAACAAACGGCAAUCGUUCCGCCGGUCUCGCCGUCCCCGAGCGCGACGACGACGUCGGCGAGGAUAAAGAUGACGAGCGAGAUGAAGAAGCAGGGGAGGCCCGCAAUCAUGAAGAGAAGCAGCCCCUGACGGCGGCGACGGAAACAGCUGCUGUCAAGCAAAUGUCCUAAUCACCGCUCCGGGUUUUCCUACGGUCACCGAGUAGGAGUCAAAUGUUUCUUGCUUAGUAUACGGGAGUAGAGUUGGUCCAAACAUACUUCGAUUGUCCAACUGCACUGUCCUCGGUAGACAGGGCUGGGUUGCCAUUUUGUGGCCUCUUUGGAAGUUUCCCAAAGAGCGCAAAAGAGAGGUGAUGUUAAAAAGGAAACAGUCAAUUUGUGAAUAGCAAAAUGAGAAUAGGCGGGGAUUUGAUUUCAUAGGAGAAAUAGAAGAAACUAGGAUAUCCGUUUGUCUCGUCACUAUUGUACGUCACGAUUGCAAAAUCUUGUCAUUUCUGUUGCGGUGAAUGCGGCUCAUUCUAGGCAUCCACCGGUAGCCCAAGUUUCAGGUCGCUUUCCACUUGGACACCACGCUCACGGUGUUCGGCGAUCGGCCGUUGACUACACACGCAGAUUUACAGAUUAGAAAUAUCGAACAGGUUGAAUGUUUACGAUGGCCCCACCUCAGAAAAAGUUAGCCAGAUAAUCCUCAGACGUCCGAUUAUUGGACCUUCGCUGACUUUGAUCAAACUUGAGCUGGGAAUCUGCCCGGUUUAUCGGGAAGGUAACGUUCCAAACGUCGUGGUAAUCGAGGCUUCUUGAAAACGGUCCCAUCAGCUGCUGCGCACAAAUUGGACGGCAGCACAUCUCCGAGGCAGUGGUCCAGGUAUGCCCCUCUCGCCGGGCUCAUCUGUCUCUCUACUGAAAAACAGCCUUUGUUCUGGCCUCUUUUGUUCCCCAUCUGAAAACGAGUAAAUCUUUGGCAACAAAACUGUGGAGGUAGUAUGUUGCCAGGUUAUGCAAGAACAAGAAUGGGGAGCCGGGGCUUAGGUUUCGAGGCUCUCUAUUCUCUUUUCGAGGAAAUAGGUGCCCAAUUUUACACUGCUGGUCGAGAGAGCUAACUGGUGAGGUAUCUAAGCAGUAACUUCACAUCAUCCCCAAAGUAGUAUCACCGCUAAAUUUUGGUUGUGCAUUUGCAACACAGCCGAAUGUUGUAAUAGCACGUUGACACUUCAGAAAAUAGAAUGUUGGAAAAAAAAAACAAAAAAACAAAGUCCUGUAGAUAUGUAUUGAAUGAUGACUUGCUCCUGGGCGGAUUCAAACCUUGAGUCGCUCUUUUUUUUUUUCUUUUUUUAGCUUAUCUUUUAAGUGACUGCCUCUCCUGCGGUGACAUGCAACAGCAUAGUCCUGAAAGCGUCUGCAACGUGCACAAGCUGGUAUGAGUAAUUGCACUCCUGAAGGAGUGGAUUCCUGUGAUUUGGGAAGAUAAGACCAAUGGUAAAACAUGCCCCCCCCCUCUUCUUUUCUUCUGCAGGGUUCUAUGACGAAGACCGUUUUGUAAACAUUUUGCAUUGUCGAGGUUAAACACAAAGGCGUUCCUUUUAAAUCUACUUAGCUCCCGUGCAAAUUUCAAAAUAAACAGAUUAUGGAAAUUUGACUGGGUGUACAAAUAGCUGCGAAAUUACCCAAGUAAAUAUUUAGUUAGCGACCUCCUGUAUUUCUGAUGAUGUGUCUGUUUUUACGUAGCAUCUGGCUAAGUUGUUGACGGGCAGGUGGGUGGGUGUGGGGGUGGGGGUUGCAUUUGGCCAAACGUCUGAGGCAUGACAAAGUGUAUUUCCAUCAAGUGCUGCUUCUACAAGAGAAAGUACAAUCGAAUAUUUAUGGCUGCUUGCUUUCUGGAGUUUGUGGGCUAUGUUUAAAUUAGCCGGUGGUGGCUUUGCGCGAUUCAUUUGCAGUCUGGACAGGGAGAGGUGAGCUUUCUGCUACGGGGGAGUCUCUAAAAGAAGUGAAAUUUGUUACCGGUCCCUUUUUUUGAAAAUUUGUCUCAAGGCAUUUGAAAAGUGGCUUAGGUGGCAAAAUUGAGCAGCCCUCACUUUGCGGCACUGCCCGACCUUCGCCCCCGGUUGUCAUGGUAAUGAAAUCAUGAAGCAGAACCACCCACCCGAGACAAAGCAAUUUCAACCAGACUGCGUUCGGGGAUGUUCAAUGUGCUGUAAUUAUAUAUUUUGACCAUCAAAUGUCAGAACUUUUCAUUAAGACACCUGGGAACUGUUUUAUUUUGUGAAAAAAAAAGUACAGCAUGUCUCCUUACACCUAUAUUUCUCCGUUUGCUCAUCUGAUAUCGAAUGGGAUCAAAUAAAGUUCGACUUGCAGCCACACACUGUAUUAUUCUCUUUUUCUAUUGAAUAUAAUCAAAGUUCAGCAUGAUAUCUCUUCUUUUCUUCAACUAAUGAUUGAACUAAGAUGUAACACUUUUCUCUGUACAAUUGGUGCGGUCCAGUGGUUUGAAUCAUACAUAAAAGUAGGAUUUUCUCUGCUUCUCAUCCUCGAUUUAACUUUGCUGUCAUUGCUUUCGUUUGAAGAAAAAAAAAAGUAUGUUUUUAUGUAUGUUGCCCUACUGUUGGUUCAGACUUUGUAAUCUUUGUUCUUGACAUUCAGUUCUAAAUAAAUGUAUUAAAAAACAAAAAAAAGAAAUACGGUCAUGGUGUUGCUUUUAUACCUUCACUGGAUAGAAGUUAAGCGAGUGGGAAACCAGCAAUGCCUUCACUCCCAUUGCUAACAUCUUGUGAAUGUGCAGGAUUUUUUUCUUUCAAACAUUAGCCUUGUCUGCCACAAUAAAGGAAUAAAACACGAA